This is a messenger RNA of Sceloporus undulatus (fence lizard), 3283 nucleotides long. Its product is annotated as cytoplasmic tyrosine-protein kinase BMX-like. Gene Ontology annotation, molecular function: non-membrane spanning protein tyrosine kinase activity; ATP binding. NCBI's taxonomy places the organism in Eukaryota, Metazoa, Chordata, Lepidosauria, Squamata, Phrynosomatidae. Gene Ontology annotation, biological process: B cell receptor signaling pathway; adaptive immune response; peptidyl-tyrosine autophosphorylation. The record is from RefSeq and is a predicted model, not a curated record. The coding region runs from base 468 to 1619 and encodes 383 amino acids. The transcript has 12 exons.
UUGGUGGCUGACUAAAUACUUUUUUGCCCCACUGUAUCUUAGUAUUAAAAGAACAGGAGAAAAAUUAUAUUAAGUUAUUACUAUUAAACAGAUGUUUCAGCAGUCAUCUGUUGCUGUGAUAGUAACUAAAUAUUUUGUUUGGCAUUUCAGACUGGCUUUUUAGGUGUAAAGUUUUGAUCAAAAUAUGUACUUCUAAAUCCCAUGCCAAUAUUAAGUAAGAAUAUUUAAUUCAUGAAAUUAAUGAAAGCAGGAAUUAGAACUUUGACAUAUUUUUAUGGGAUGCCUGGUUCAGUUAAUGGAUUCUUUUAGUGGGUUCUUUAAUCUAUUUUCAGAUAUUGUUCCAUAAUCAUUGCAUGCCACAAAUAUAAUAUGUUAGCUAUCAUUUUUGUUGCAGUUGGUAUGCUGGUAGUCUUUCGAGGGCCCAGGCAGAACAACUGUUGCAACAGAAGGAGAAAGAAGGUGCUUUUAUGGUUCGUAAUUCCAGUCACAUGGGGAAGUACACAGUAUCAGUACUUAGCAUGAUUGGUAGAGAUAAAAACGGAAUAGUUAAACAUUAUCAUGUUCAUGUAAACAGUGCAAACCAAUUUUACCUGGCUGAGAAUUACUGUUUCAGUUCACUUCCCAAGCUCAUUCAUUAUCACCAACAUAAUUCAGCAGGUAUGGUUACAAGACUUCGACAUGCAGUGUCUACAAAGACAAAUAAAGUUCCAUCUACAUCACCUUUGGGAAAUGGACCCUGGGAACUCAGGCGUGAAGAUAUCAUGUUGCAGAGAGAAAUAGGAAGUGGUCAAUUUGGAGUGGUGCAGGUGGGGAAAUGGAAGGGGAAAUAUGAUGUUGCUGUUAAAAUGAUCAAGGAAGGAUCAAUGUCUGAAGAUGAAUUCAUAGAAGAAGCUGAAACCAUGAUGAAGCUGAAUCACCCCAAACUUGUUAAGUUAUAUGGCGUUUGCACCAAGACCUACCCCAUCUAUAUUGUGGCUGAAUAUAUGGCUAACGGUUGCUUGCUUAGUUAUUUGAAAAACCAUAGGAAGGAACUUCAUCCCUUUCAGCUUGUGGAGAUGUGUUACCAUGUUUGUGAAGCAAUGGCAUUCCUUGAGAGUCAUCAGUUUAUACACCGUGAUUUGGCUGCUAGGAAUUGCUUGGUUGAUUCUGACCUAACAGUGAAAGUGUCUGACUUUGGAAUGACAAGAUAUGUCCUGGAUGACCAGUAUGUCAGCUCUUUAGGAACUAAAUUUCCAGUCAAGUGGUCAGCACCAGAGGUUUUUCAUUACACGAAGUUCAGCAGCAAGUCUGAUGUAUGGGCUUUUGUCCUUGUGUGGAAUGGGAGAGGAAAAUAUUUGGGGGAAGGACGAAAUUUCACCCACUCACUGAUGUUAUUGGAUGUUCCAGAAGUCCCAGCCAUCACAGCCAGUGAGCUGAAAACUCUUUGCCUGAAAAACGUCCCACCUUUCGCCACCUGCUGUCGCUUAUGGAGCCACAAAGAGACCAUGACAAGCCCUGAAGAAUUCAUCAUCCCAAAUGCAUGGAUAUUGGUACCUAAGAAUGCAGAGGACCCAUAUGAAGAACCGAAAUCUAGAAGGUGGCAUGCAUUUAGCAACAAACAGCUAACAACUCCUUCUUGAUCAUGGCUGUUGAUGAACUAUUGUUGAUAAUUUGAUUGUUCCCACACUGCACACCUUUGCAGUGCUUCCUUCAGAAUUCUUGAAAUGUGUCCUUUUAUUUAAAAAAAAAAUCAGGGGAGCCCACAUCCUUUAUAAAAUAUUCUGCUAUUAUUCUUUCUUUCAGUUCUAUGGGUUAAAUCAAAUUUUAGUUCCAAUGAGAGCUAGACCUAGUGAAAAGAAAGGAACUUACUAAUGAAUACAAAGAACAAAGGUAAUGUGGCAACUCCCAAGCUUGGUCUGCAUUUGCCAAAAUACUCCAAUCUGCCCCCUGAGUAUUCUGGCCCCAUAUUAUCCACCCACCCCCCAGAAUCCCACCCUUACCUGUUUUUGUAGGUUUGGGAUGAAUGAUGGGCAGCUCUGAGACGAUGCCACCACUGCCACAAGUCUGAGUCAUUCUAAGGUCAGAAUGAGGUGCCCAGGGUUUAUAAAUAAUGUAGACAAGCCCCUAGUAUUUUUACCGUUGAUUAUGCUGGCUAAGGCUUCUGGGAAUUGCCAUCUAACACAUCUGAAGAGCUAUGUUAUUUUCAUCUGGUCAAUACUAAUGUAAGUCUCAUGGAUUUUAGUGGACCUACUCUAAUUGGGACUAAAACUGAAUUUCGCUCUAUCUUUGGAGUAAAGAAGGUUGAAACAAAAGAAGAAACAGUUUCAGUUCAGGGAUUUGAAAAGAGCCAUAACAAGUGCUCCAAGUUCCAUACAUGGUCCCUUUAGUAUUUUUAAGAACAGCGGCAUUUCAAGUUUACUAACAAGUUGAGUCUCUUAUAUAAAAUUAUCAUAUACAAAAAGGAGAAAAGAAAAUGUGUGUUGUUUUUUUUCUUUUACAUGUCAGCUUUUUAUGUGGAUAACAUUCAGUGAAGACUCUUCAAAUAAGAACUGAUAAUAAGCAAGUAAAAUAAAUGUUCCAGAACAAAUGGUUGGUUGUUGGAGAUAUGUCAAUAAAUUUCCCACUAACUGCAUUUUUAUGAGUGGCACACAUGCAUUUUUCCUCAUGAGCAAACGAUACAGGGAUGGAGACAUUAGCAUCAUCAGAGAAAAGGCUUAAGUGGAAGAAUUUGCCCUGUGCCACAAUUCUGAUCCAUUUUGGGGGGUGGGACAAAAAUUAGUGACUUACCACCUCAUCAGUGACCUCUGUUAUUGCAGCUAGUUUGACCCUAAAACUAUACAGACUCCUAUGUGUGCAUGCUGGGCCAGGAAUGCUGCAUGCAUAGUUGCAAAGGCCACCUUACUACAUUUAGCAUCCUAGGCAAUAGGUGGCUCUUGAUGUUGGACCAGGAGAUACAUCAGCAUUGCUGAAUAUAUGAUGGCUACUAUGGUUUCAUUGUAUUUAUGAACUUUUCAGAGAGGACUCAAUCCAGCACCCACUGGAUAUAGGAUACUAUGGCUCUUUGGUUCAGGCCUACUUCUCUCAAAACAGAUGAUUGGCAUUAUCAAACAUUAGUGGUAGGCAUAGAGGUACAUGAAUACAGCAGUGAUCUGGCAGUCCAUUUAAUGUUUAACAUAACCUGCAUUCCAUGAACACUUCCUAUUCAUAUUGUUGGCACUGAUACAUAGUCAUUGGCUGUGUGCCGUAAUAAAUGAUGAUGUUCUGAUACAUAGUCAUUAAUAAAAGGCAUGAACUGGCUGCUCUU